Molecule: messenger RNA, 216 nt
Organism: Acanthoscelides obtectus
Lineage: Eukaryota; Metazoa; Arthropoda; Insecta; Coleoptera; Chrysomelidae
Source: the annotation of a GenBank genome assembly
CCCGUCCCAGGAGAAAUUUUUCUCUUGGCUAUGGAUGUUGUGAUUGUCCAUAGGUGGUAGACGGUCUCUGACUGUCGAACGUGGAGGUACCACCCGGCGGAUCUCGUAGGCGGAGCCAGAAUGUGUGCAUGUUGCAUGCACACGUGUUCCCUCGCCAGAGUCCGUGUGGCGUUCCCCCUUUCCCCUGUAUCUCCAAUGGGUGUUUAGGCCUUAGGC